Molecule: messenger RNA, 770 nt
Organism: Austrofundulus limnaeus
Lineage: Eukaryota; Metazoa; Chordata; Actinopteri; Cyprinodontiformes; Rivulidae
Gene: arl3b
Product: ADP ribosylation factor like GTPase 3b
Exons: 6
Coding region: 90-638 (182 amino acids)
Molecular function (GO): GTPase activity; GTP binding
Source: RefSeq, a predicted model, not a curated record
UCUGCCGGUGUGACAUGAACGCAUCAUGAGCACGACUACGUCUGACGUCACCCUCAGUGAGCGGCGUCUCCAGGAGAAACGGCAACAAGAUGGGAUUGCUAUCCAUCCUUCGGAAGCUAAAAAGCACACCAGACCAGGAGGUUCGGAUACUGCUGCUGGGUCUGGACAAUGGUGGGAAGACCACCCUGCUCAAACAGCUGGCGUCUGAGGAUAUCAGCCACAUCACCCCCACGCAGGGAUUCAACAUUAAGAGCGUGCAGUCUCAGGGCUUCAAACUCAACGUUUGGGACAUUGGAGGCCAGCGGAAAAUCAGGCCGUACUGGAGAAACUACUUUGAAAACACUGAUGUGCUGAUUUAUGUCAUCGACAGUGCUGACAGAAAGAGGUUUGAGGAAACUGGGCAGGAGUUGGCCGAGCUGCUGGACGAGGAGAAGCUGAGCGGCGUUCCUGUGCUGAUCUUUGCCAACAAACAGGACCUGCUGACCGCGGCUCCGGCCUCAGAGAUCGCUGAGGGACUCAACCUGCACACCAUCCGAGAUCGGAUGUGGCAGAUCCAGUCCUGCUCCGCCCUCACUGGUGAGGGGGUUCAGGAGGGCAUGAACUGGGUCUGCAAGAGCGUCAACUCCAAGAAAAAGUAGCUUUGCCUCUAGUCUACACCUCAGGAGGAGCAGCAGCAGCGUGCACACUGACACACACUACACCCCCUGAGCCUUAGUACGAUGGAGUUACCUGUGAAUGUACACACACACACUCACACACACACACACACA